Messenger RNA from Solea solea (common sole), 6277 nucleotides. Its product is annotated as E3 ubiquitin-protein ligase SH3RF3-like. The record is from RefSeq and is a predicted model, not a curated record. The transcript has 10 exons. The coding region runs from base 703 to 3204 and encodes 833 amino acids. Gene Ontology annotation, biological process: positive regulation of JNK cascade; protein ubiquitination; positive regulation of proteasomal ubiquitin-dependent protein catabolic process. Gene Ontology annotation, molecular function: ubiquitin protein ligase activity; metal ion binding; protein binding. Lineage: Eukaryota; Metazoa; Chordata; Actinopteri; Pleuronectiformes; Soleidae.
UAUGUUAUUGUGUCAGUGUUUUAUACAUGUCGAAUAGUUUUUUUGCUUUGGAAUUUGUGUUAUUAUUCAGAUUUUGGCAAGAAUCUCUCUCUAAUGUUUAUGUAUGCGAGAGGGAGAGGGGUUAGAGGUCAGAUUUUACAAACACAUGUGUCUAUAAUAUCAUCUGCUCUGUGGUUGAAGGUCAGCUGUGUCUUGCACUUUCAUGACCGAAUGGUGUAUUUUUGUUUGCAUUAUCACGUGAAUUAAUUCUGUGUUUGUUCAAAUUGAAAAUAACAUCAUCUCUCUCUCUCUCUCUCUCCUAUUUCUCUCUCUGUGUGUCAUCAAUCCGCCUCUGGCGCGUGAGCGCGCGCCGCAAUUGUGUUGUGCGCGCGGAUGAUGAUGAUGAUGAGAGCGUGACCUCACUGCUUUCAGCACAGCUGCUGGAGAGAGGGAGAGAGGAAACACACACAUACUCAGAGAGAGGGAGAGAGAGAGAGAGAGGGGGAAAGACAGAGACACGCGGGAGGAGACAGAACAGUGGAGAACAUUCACAACACAGGAGCAACUGCUGGGUACACGGGGGACUCCGUCGUGGGUUGUCCGUGGACCGUGGUGGGCUGCUUUCCUCCGGUCCGCUCCCCAGAAUGUUCGCUGCUCCCGGUCCAUUUCUGCCGUUCACGAAGCAGUCGCCGCCGCGGCGUCCCCACGGACACUGAAGCCCAGAUGCUCACCCUCUCCGGCGACAUGGACGAGUCUUCGUCGCUGCUGGAUCUGCUGGAGUGCUCGGUGUGCCUGGAGCGCCUGGACACCACGGCCAAGGUGCUGCCGUGCCAGCACACCUUCUGCCGCCGCUGCCUGGAGAACAUCCUCAGCUCGCGGAACGAGCUCCGCUGCCCGGAGUGCCGCAUCCUGGUGGACUGCGGGGUGGACGACCUGCCCGCUAACAUCCUCCUGGUUCGCCUCCUGGACGGUAUCAAGCAGCGGCCCCAGCAGCGAGGAGGAGGCGGAGGCGGCGGCAGGCAGUCCGUGGCCGGCGGCUCGCUGCACGGAUAUGCAGCCGGGCUGUCCGCGUCUCCCCCGGGCAGUGCGAUCAGAGAGCUGCCGGUGGCCACCAGGAGCUCCCCUGUUAAGAACAUCCCAGCGCUGCCGUGCGGUAAAGCCCUCUACUCGUACGAGGGGAAGGAGCCGGGCGACCUCCAGUUCUCCAAGGGCGACAUCAUCAUCCUGCGGCGCAAGGUCGACGACAACUGGUACCACGGCGAGCUCAAUGGUUGCCAUGGAUUCUUGCCUGCGAGUUACAUCCAGUUGCUGCGUCCCCUGAGCCAGACCCCUCCCCAAGGCAAAGCACUGUACGACUUUGAGGUCAAAGACAAAGACCAGGACAAGGACUGUCUCGCCUUCAGCAAGGAUGAGGUUCUGACAGUCAUCAGGCGAGUGGACGAGAACUGGGCCGAGGGUAUGCUGGGAGACAAGAUUGGCAUCUUCCCUAUUCUCUAUGUGGAGUUAAAUGAAACGGCCAAGCAGUUGAUGGAGAUUGACAAACCUCAGCCAACAAACGUUCCAGGUCCGAGUUCUGAACCAGUCCCGUUGGGCCCCUGCGCUCCGGGCCCCUCCCCGAGUGCCUCCCCCUCGAAUGGGAACGGCUCCAGCCAUCGGCGAGGCGAAGGGAAGAAAAACGCCAAGAAGCGACAUUCGUUUUCAGCGCUGUCCGUCAGCCAGAGGGCAGCCCAGUUCAACAACAGACACAGCAUGGAGAUCUCCCACCCUGUGCUCAUCAGUUCCUCGGACCCCAGAGCUGCUGCACGCAUCCAAGACGCGUCUCCCCCAGGUCCCUCUCCCUCUACGGCAGGGGUGUUGGUGCCCCCCAAGGUGGCAUCAAUAACCUCUGAGCUGCUGGCCCAUGCCAAGGUGCAGCUGCCACUCAACAUAUAUUUGGCUCUAUAUGCCUACAAGCCCCAAAAGGCUGACGAGCUUGAACUAAGGAAAGGAGAGAUGUAUCGGGUGACAGAGAAGUGUCAGGACGGAUGGUUUAAAGGCACCUCACUGAGAACAGCUGCCUCUGGUGUCUUCCCAGGAAACUACGUCACCCCUGUGUCCAGGGCUCCGUUUGGAGUGGGUGCUCGCGGCUCAUGUCUGUCCAGUCCAGGAGGAGGAGGAGGAGGUGUUGGAAGUGGGUGUGGUCAGGUGGGAAGUACAAUCUCUGACCCGUCCUCCCCGGGGUCCCCGGGGCCCUCUUCGCCCCGUCCCUCCACCCCGCUGAUAAACUCUGCCAACUCCGGUCACGCCAUCAGUCCCGCCUCAUCGCCGCAGACUGCCGCCGCCCAGCUGAAGAACUGUCUGCGCUCCAGCCAGCAUUCGGUGAACCAGGCUCGCACCUCAGUGCAGCUGGUGCACAGUCCCACAGCCGGAAGCCCAGAACGCUCCACGGUGGCCAUUUCUCCCCUGCGUUCUCAGAGCUCCUCCCCUUCACGUUGCCCCGGCCAGCCGGGUCGUCCUCACUCCAUGGUGUCUCCGGGUCCCAGCUUAGGGCCCUCUCCCCUGUCUUCGCCGGCCUCGCGUCCCCUCCUCCCGCUCUCGUCCCCGCUCUCGUGUCUCACACCUCCCAACGUGUCAGCGGUGCUCCUCAAUGGCGAGCCGGCCAGUCCAUUGCAGCCACCUUUACCGGGCCCCUCCCACGCACCCACCAUCGCGCCAAAAGUGGAGAAGAAGGAGAGGAAAGCGGGAGGUUUGUUGAAGCUCUUGUCUGGUGCGGCGGCCAAGAAGAAAUCCCGCUCACCUCCCUCCUCCCCACCGACCCACAACACCCCCACAGACCCCGCGCAUCAUCCUCACCACCACCACCAUCACGCCCGCUCAGGUUCCUGCCCGCUGGUGUCGGCCGGGCGGGCCGGCUCCUGCCCGAUUGAGAGCGAGAUGGGCGGGGCCAUAGGGCUGGAGCCACUACACAGGAAGUCCGGGUCCCUCGAUACAAACUUCCCCAUGUCUCCCCCGGCAACACGGGCUGGCAACCCUCUGAUGGUCCUGCGGCCUGAAACAAAACCCCUGUCCAGAGAGAGGUACCGCGUGGUGGUGCCCUACCCCCCGCAGAGCGAGGCGGAGAUCGAGCUGCGCGAGGGAGACGUGGUGUUUGUCCAUAAGAAGCGGGAGGACGGUUGGUUCAAAGGCACCUUACAGAGGACGGGACAGACGGGCCUGUUCCCCAGCAGCUUCGUCGAGAGCUUCUAAAACUGAGAAAGAAAGAAAAAAGCGGACGGAAGAUGAAGAAGAACGCACACACUGAGUCACAAAGACACACAAACACACGAAAGCCAGGGGUCAGUCAAAUAUGAGACGGUAGGGAAACUUCAUGUAAUCUAGCAGAAAAAUCUGUCAAGGAACUCUGGUUUUAAAAUAUAGUCAAUAUGGUCAUUACAGAUAUUACAGAUAUUGAUACAAGCACACACACACAUAUAUAAAGGAAAGCUAGCGCCGGCUUUGACCAGCUCCAGCCACAUUUGAAGCGCGGCAGCUUUCCCACACAUUGGGACCAACGCUGUCACCGGUCAUUGGCCCCGUGAUAGCGUUGGACCAGAGGGGGCCUGACCUUGUGAUUGUUGACUACUGACGGCACACAGACUCAGAGAGCACAGUCAGACAAAACCCUGCCUCCCCCCCCCCCCUCCUCCCCCUCCUCCCCUCCUCCCGGUUCUUCUCCUCGGGCAUCAUCCACCAGCAAACACGAGCACAAGAAGCGUCGGCUCUGCUUUUUUCCACUGAGACCUCAGAACAUGAAUUUGGGUGCUUUCUUCAAUUGAGGAAAAAAAAAGUGGGGGAACGUACCACUAGGUGAUGAGGGAAGGAUCCUCUGUAAGCACAUAUCUGUGUCUAGUUUGUGACAAACGAGCAUACGGUGUUUCUUUUCAACCAGUAUAUGUUAAUGCAUGUAGCAUUGUUAUUGUUUUUCAUAUGCGUUGAAAUAGAUGUUGGUGUUGUUCCAAACUAGCCAUGCUGUGUCACGACCUGUCACGGGAAACCGAAAUCAUUUUUUUGAAAAUGGUGCAAAAAGUGAAAUAUGGAUUAAGUGAUCUUUUUUUUUUUUCUAUUUAUAUAUAUGUUAUAUGACUUUAUACCAGACCAUAUUUUUGAUUUCCAUUUGUGCUUGGCAGACCUCUCGCAGCUGCAUUGAACUGAAUAAACUGGCUUGCUGAAUGUACAAAGGAACGAGAAGUGACACCAAAACACUGAUUUGUUUUUAUGGAGUUGUAUUUUGAUCUUCUGUGUGGAAUUACAGACAAAAGAAUAUCGGAUACAACCUGCCAGUAUGUCUAAAUAUUCAGUAUUUUACACAUUUAUUUGUUUGACAGAAGGGAUUUCCAUGGUAUUUUAAGGGCAGGCCUCAUUUUUGGUUUUUUUCUUAAGACAAAAUCAUUACAAUCCUUUUAUCCAGAGAAGUUUAUGGCACGAAUGAGACGGGAAGACUUGCCUUUUGUUGGGAUAUUAAGUGUUUUUGUUGGGACUACAGCAAUAUUGUAAAACAAGAUGUGCAGAUUUGAUCAGAUCGUGGUGGAAUGUACGGUUGGAGGCAGAAAUACUUGUGAAUCAGAGGGCAGGGACUAACAACUACUCAACACUCGACUGCCAAACUUUCGACAGCUUUUUCUCUGAUCUUGUCAACCUUAAAACAAGUAUUUUUGUACCGCGUCAGUCAGUGUAUAGUCGGUCUUUUGCUUUUGUGAAUUUCUAUGUUCCUGAGUGUGGAUUUCAAGCUUGUCUUGUUUACGUCCUGCCACAACCAUCGACAUUCAGGAGAUUGAAGCACAGCGAAACUCAGAGCUCGAGUUCAGUGUGAGUGUGUGUGUGUGUGUGAGUGUGAGUGUGUGUUUGUGAAAUAUCAGCGAGAGAAACCAGUAACAAUUCUCCUGUUUUUGUUUGUUUGUUUGUUUGUUUUUAUAAAUAAUGGGCCAGAACAAAGCACAAACUACAACCAGCCACACAGGUCAGGCUGAUUCCCUCACACCUUAGACCAGUGUUUCUCAACCCUUGGUCUUGGGGAAACCACUGCCCUGCAUGUUUUAAAAGUUGCCUUCACACCUGAUUCAAAUGACCAGACCUCUGCAGAAGCCUGAUAACGACGCAUUCGUUUGAAUCAGGUGUGUCGGAGCAAGAAAACCUAUAAAACAUGCAGGGCAGGGAGUCUCCAGGGCCGGGCUUGACAAACACUGCCUUGGACACGGCAGAUAGAGACAGAACAGAAGAUAUAUCAGAAGCACAAGUGCAGCAUAAACCUUGAAACUUGAAUUUGGGGAGGGGGAAAACAAAAGUCUUUGUUGAUGUUUUUUAAUCUAUUGUGAAUCCUAAUCCCUUAAACUGUGAAGGACAGUGAACAAAAACAUGGGAAAACUGACAUAAAUUAGAGAAAGAAGCACAAUCUGGGAUCCUCAUUUCAACUCUUUUAACACAUAAAACCAAAAACUCCAGCAGGUCACAGCUCACACACAAACUAGAGUUUCUUAAUCCUGGUGUUGGGAACCCACUGCCCUGCAUGUUUGAGAUUGGUCAGAACUCUACAGAAGCCCGUUAUCGACCCAUUUAUUUGAAUCAGGUGUGUUGGAGCAAGGAAGCCUUUAAAACAGGCAGGGCAGUGAGUCUUCAGGACCAGGGUUGACACUGCCUUAGACACCUUGGGUGGAGAGAGGAUUAAUAUAAUCUCCCAGCAAGAACAGAGACAGCAUAGAUGAUAUAUCAGAAGCACAAGGGCAGCACAAAACUUGAAUUUUAAACUAUUGUUACUUUGUUAUGGGAAAAUCCUUAUAUCUUAAACUGUGAAGGAAAGUGAACAAAAACAUGGACGUGACAGGUCACAGGUCACACAAACUAGGUUCCAGACCAGGGUUUCUCAUUCCUCACUGUCCUGCAUGGUUUAGAAGCCUCCCUGCUCCAACACACCUGAUUCAAAUGAUCACCUCGUCAGCAAGCCUCUGCAGAGGCCUGAUAACGACCCAUUUAUUAGAAACAGGUGUGUUGGCGCGAGGAAACAUCUGAAACGCCCAGGAUUAAGAAACUGCUGGGCUAGACUGACGUCAUACAGUGGGAUUGUUAAUAGAGAGCGGCUUAUCAUUUCCUUACGUACCUCAUGAUUCAUUAAAAAUGUCUAAGUGUAUCCUUGUUGGGCGUGUGUGAGACGACACGUGCAGCUCUUUCCAUGAAAUAUCACGUACUGGAAACUUUAAUCCAAACAUGUCUGCAUUGGUAAAAAACCUGGUGCCUAGAAAUGCCAAACCACGCUCACAAGACACAAAUAUUAAACUAUAUGACUUCA